AUGAAAAAAGCUUCAAAAACUCGCAAGAGAUCCACAAGCGCCAAAAAACGAAGAAGUGUGUCAAAAGAUUCUGACGAAGAAACCCUCGUAAACAUCCUAAAUAAAAGAGCAGAAAGCGACAGAGGAAUUUUGAUUUCACAAGAGCAGAUGGAAGAUUUCAAAAAAUCGAAGCAAGCAUUAAAAGAGGCUCAAGCAAAGCUUAACUUAAGUUCCCAAGAAAUAGCUAGCCUUCAGCAUGAAAAUUUUCAGUUAAAACAAACACUUCACAGAAAUGAAAGCGAAAUUCAUGCACUUCAAAGACUCCAUGAAGAAGAUCAAAAUCGUUCUCGAGAACUCAGCAGCCUGCAAAAUCAAACACAUUCGAUUGAUGAACAAAAUUCUAUUGCCAAGCUACAAAUCGCUCUCAGUGACACUCAAAGCGUUUUAGCGUAUAAGACAGCAACUGCUAAGCGCCAUUUGACUAUAGUAAGCCAGUUAUUGCAAAAGCAGACUGAUUAUAUAGCAGAAAUCGGGCUAUUGUCGCCGACCAAAAAAGGACUUUCGUCAAACUUGUGGGAAAUUACUCAAUGUGUGGAAUCAGCCAUAAAAGUGCUAGAACAGGAUUCGAGAGACUCAAGCAUUUCUGCUGACAUUGAACUGGAAAAUCAAAAACUGCGCAGAGAAAUCCAAAAUUUAAAGAAAAAAGAAGAAAACAUCGAAACUUAUAGAAUCGCGCUAGAGAAAAUGAAAGAGCAGACCCAAAAUUUAAGAGAAAAAAUGAAAGAAGUGAAAUCAGCUGAAGAGCUCAAAAGAAUUUUAGAAGAAAAAGAUACGAAAAUUGAUAGUCUAGGAAGAGAAAAAAACAUGUUGAAUGACCACAUUAAAGUGUUGCAGUGUUCCUUGACAGAGCAAUGCUCACUUAUAGAGCAGCUUAAAGAGGUCAUAGCCACUUUAACUCCGAAAUCCUCGAAAAAUACAACAAGAGAAAGUCCAAAGAAAGAAACCUAUGAAGAAAUUAUUCCAGACGUGUAUGAAGGUGAAAUUAAUCAAGAAAGGGAACUUCAAAACGAAAUCGCGUCGCUAGAUCAAGAAAUUUUAGAAUUGCAGAGUUCGCUACAAAGGGCAUUAAAUAGGUAA
Molecule: messenger RNA, 1116 nt
Organism: Blepharisma stoltei
Lineage: Eukaryota; Ciliophora; Heterotrichea; Heterotrichida; Blepharismidae
Source: the annotation of a GenBank genome assembly